GUGUUGGUGGCGGCAGGGACAUCGGCAGGUGCGAAGCGAUGCAGCUCAAGGCCGCUCGUUCACGGGAACAGGAUGUAAAUGCAGUGAGCGGAGCUGGACUGAAACAAUCCCAGUGCAUGGAGUGUAUAGUUUUUAUUCAGUGCUACGCUGACUGGUGAGACACUGACUGCUUGGUUUUGUAGCUGAGAUUCAGGAGCAUUGAAGUGAAUUGAGGAAAGCUCAGAAAGGUUUUAGUGGUUGCAUAAUUGCAAGAAAUUCAUAGUUACCUGUUCAGAUUAUCCAGGUCGCUUGUUAUCUCUGUAUCCAUGGUAUCAAUAGUUUUAUUACAACAGAGUUUAUUCGCUUUCACAGAGCUCUGUACUGCUGCCUUAGAACUCGGACAGCUUGGGUCCAGCUACACUUACUGGCCUUGGCCUUGCUAGUCUGAAGCACUCUGUGCCUUAGGAUGCCUGCUAUAGGAGGCUCAGGAGGUGGCUUCAGCCAGGAAGAGCUGCUAAAAAUAUGGAAGGGACUGUUCUACUGUAUGUGGAUGCAGGAUAAACCUCUGCUACAGGAGGAACUAGCAAAUAAUAUCUCACAGCUUAUCCAUGUGAUUCAAAAUACAGAGGCUCAACACCUGUUCAUUCAGACCUUCUGGCAAACUAUGAACCGUGAAUGGAAUGGGAUAGACAGUCUGCGUCUUGAUAAGUACUAUAUGCUAAUCCGUAUGAUCUUGAGGCAAUCCUUCGAAGUGUUGAAAAGAAAUGAAUGGGAUGAAAGUUUGAUUGAACCAUUCCUGCAGCUGCUAAUGAAAGAAGUUAUGGACCCAGACAGCGAUGCUCCCAGUGGGAUAAAGUUCCAUUUCAUUGAUAUCUACCUGGAAGAAUUGUCUAAAGUUGGCGCAAAGGAGCUCACAGCUGACCAGAAUCUCAAGUUCAUUGAACCUUUCUGCAAAAUUGCUGCCAAAUCAAAGGACCAUCGCCUGAUGCAUGCUGUGGCCAGUGGUAUCUUUGAGGUCAUUGUAGAUCAGUCACCCUAUGCCAUUGAGGACCUAAUGAAAGAAUUGAGUAGCAACAGUGAUGAGGAAGAUCUGUCUGAAGAAGACGAACAGGGAAAUGAAGAGGUGCUUACAACCAAAGCAGACAGAAGUUCGUCGAGAAAAUCGGCACAGAGCUCUGAAAAUUCAGAGGAUGUUUAUGAAAAUGCUGAUGACAGUAUUGGGCCUGUUCUUCAGUUUGAUUAUAAAGCUGUUGCUGACAAACUCUUUGAAUUGGCGAGCAAGAAAAAUACACCUGCCUUUAACAGAAAGCGUCUGUACAAGCUGGUCAAAAAGUUCCAGGAUUUAGCAGAAGGAAUCUUCCCCCAAGAUUUCCCUGAAGAUGUUUCUACAGAUGAAGAUGAUGAUACAUUCAGUAGGGGAAGGCGAAAGAGAAAAACUGUCAAGCCUUUGGAGAAAAACAAGUUGGAAAAAGUAAAAGAGAAGGAUGAAAAAGAGACAUUAAGUGCAAAGGAGGCAUCAGUUCCCCAGAAGAAGAGAAAAAAAAGGAAGAAGAGAGACAGUCCAAGCGCUGAUUCUAGCACAGCUGACAGAAAUUGUGAGGAGGGGAUGACUGAAACAUCUGGAUCUAACAUUUCCAACCGGUUGCCAGCAAAUAACAAGAGAAGGAAGAAAAAGAAGUCCCUAGUAAAUGAGGCAAAUGAGACCAGAAACAUAGCAACUGAGACCAGAGAUGAUCGUGAUAUCUCUGCGCAGGACACUCCAACUGACACAGAUCAGAAUAAAAAGAUUCAGUUGAAGAAAACGAAUGCAAAAGCGCAGAAUGUUCCUGUAAAGCCAGUGUGUCAAAAUGGACCAGCUAAUGCCAGUGAGGCAGAGGAUGCCAGCCCAUCUGUCACACUGUUAACUCCUAAGGUUAAGAAAAAGAAACAGAAAGCAGGGAUUGUCUUAACGAAUGGUGAUAUCCUGUUGCAGCAGACUGACGUGAAAUCUGACAAGGAGAGCUUGCGGGGGACCCUGUCAGGAGAUGCAGACUCUGAAUCUGCACCCUCUGGAAAGGUCAAAUUGAAGCAAAAGACAGCACUGGGUGGUUUAGAAGGGACCAAGGUCUCCAGCCAGAAAGCAGCAACCCUGAAAAAGAAGAGAAAAGUAAAAGAGGUGCUAAGCUCUGUCGAAGCCAAUGGAAGUCUUGAGACUGCAUGCAAGAAAAGCAGGAAGGGGGAAACCAGCACUGUUCUAUCACCAUUAAAAAAAAAGAAAGCAAAAACAGGGAGUGAUUUCGUUAAAUUUGAAAAAUCAACUUUACCAAAGCCAGUGUUCUUCAGGAAAGCCAAAGGCACCAUCUCUUCCACCAGGGCCUCCAUGCAGUUGAAUAAGCUGCAAUCAUCUGUCUCCAAAAAAGUCACCUUUGGCUUGAAUAAAAACAUGACUGCUGAAUUUAAAAAGACUGACAAAAGUAUCUUAGUGAGCCCAGAAGGACCCUCCCGUGUGGCUUUCAAUCCUGAGCAGAAACCCCCUCAUGGGGUGCUGAAGUCACCCACAGGUACCCCAGCAGGAGAGCCUCAAGUGAAGAAACUGUUUACUAUACCAACUAAGAAGAGACCAACUGCUAUGGACUUCUUUUAAACCAACAGAACAACAGAACUGGCCUACUUUUGUACAGGACAUUUCGCUAACCUAGAAUAUUCUCUGGAGGUAUUUUGAACUUUUUUAUUUUUUUAAGUUAAUAUGAAUUGUAUAUACAAGGUUCUGAUUGUGACCUGGUACAUUGCUGUUUUGACACCACUUCAACUGUAUCUUGAAAUACUUUUGUCUAAAAAAGAAGCAAAAGAAAAGGAAAACAAUCCAAUCUCUGCUCAGGUUUGGUCUACAAAAGGUAUGGUCUCUGUCCAUGUCAUUCCCAAGAGACUUGUUCACUGAAUUAAAGAGUUUUCAGGGCUAGAUUGUUCUGGGGAUUUUUUUUUUUUUUGAGCCAGUUUAUGAAAACUUGCACUUCAUGCUAUUUAACUGUCUUUCAUAGAAUGGAUAUUAAAAAGAAAGAAGACAAUGUAGAUUUUAAACCUACUAGUUGUUCAUGUAUUUUAAAAUUUUACCUCAACAUUUUUCCCAUGUCACCCUUGACAUCCUGUUUAUUCUUCUUCUGAAAAGAGUGAUUACCUAGUGUCUCAGUGUAAGGACAGCUGAACUUGGGUAGUUCUACAGAUAGUAAGGAAAGAUUUCCUGGGAUAAGAAAUGCCUAGCUGCUCAGGUGAUCCCUAAUACAAGUAAACCUUCACGGUUGGUUGCCUUCUGGUUGAAAACACGCACACCACAUUAUUCAUAGCAACACAAGUGCCAAAGCUGACUUACACUUAUCAUAAUGUAAGCUGGCUUCUUCUCUAUACUGUAACUGAAGUUAGGCUUUUCUUUAGCAGCUGGUGUCACCAUAUUUUAGCAGAGCUCACAUCUCAUUCACUGAAUGAACCUCUGAUUGUAGGAAAAUGAGCUAGAUCAGUGUAGUGCAACUUUGGUUAUGAUAUGCAUCUCUCUAAGAGCUUCAGUGUCUCUCAAUACAGGGUAAAACUUUACAGCCCAAACAACUUGGUUUUGGUUUUGAUGUAAAACCAGAAGAAUUCUUUCUGCAGCAUUUCCUUGUAUUAAGUUUUUAUUUAGAUAUUUUUAUUACUGCUAUGCAUGGUUUGUUUUUUCUUUGCUUCUUUGGUAAAAAAUGAGAUAUACUUCUGUAACAGACCAUUAAUAUAUUCUGAGGGGGAACUGUGAGGAAGGGAAGAGCAAAUGUAAACAAAAUCUUGUUUGAUAUGGUGUAGUAAGUACUUAAAAGACUUGCUUAUGCCAAUAACACAAUGGCUUUGCAGCAGACCUCUACAUUAGAGCUCAGCCUCAAAAGCGCAACCUGGUUCCAGAGCAAAGCUGUUCAUUAAGUUUUCCACUGGUUACUUCUGGGAUCCUAUAAAGAGGAGUAGGCCUUUAUCAUUAUCUUUUCUUGUGAUAACUGGUAAAUAUUUAACUACUUCAUUCAGCAACAUUAAAACGUGUAACAUAAUAUGUUUACAUACUUGCAUAUUAUUUUUUACCAGUCUUUGAAUCCUACUGUCCUGUGCCACAAGGCUUCCCAUCAGCAACUGGAUUGAAACUGCUCCUUCAUAGUUCAUCUAGAAUUUAUUCAAAAAUACUUGUGUACUUGCAGAUUGCUAACUAGUCUCGGUUGCUCAGUUCUAAUCCAUGCCAGUUCUUCCUCUGAGUUCAUGACAGUCCUUGGCUUGUGGUACUGCCAUGAGAGUGUUAAAAAGUCAUUUUGCCGUUGUCAUUGCUCAUUCAGAAUGAAGGACUGAAUUUCAGUAGGGUUCAUUUCAGUUUGUAUUGAUGUGAUUGAUCAGUAAAGAACUCUGGAGAAUGCAUCUGAUAAAAUUAGUAAUAUUUGCUGUCUGAGCAGUUAUUGUUUAUUUUUUUUAAUCUCAUUGUAUAUUAUCAUGUUUUUUUCCUGACAAGAAAACGGUAAGUAGGAUUUAACAAGGACUGUUCAAUAUGUUGUGCUGUUUAUCUUGUAUUGUGGGUAAGAAGUUUCUCGUGAAAUAUGCAUAAAAGCAUUUGUAUGUGCAUGGUUGUUAAUGCAUUAUGUUGAAGAUGCAGUAUUCCUCCAAGGAUAUAGAUGCAAACAAUCAGUAGGUGGAUCUGGUGUGCUUAGAAAAGUCCAGGAUCCGGAUGCAUUUGGGGUUGGUUUAGGGGGUUUGGUUUGGUUUGAUUUAGUUUUAUUUUUGUUUUGUUUUGAUAACCUGCAAUGGAAAUGUAUUUAAAUAGCUGUCUGGAUCUUUUUCUGUUGGUUGUGGAUCCUUUGACCGGUUGCUUGUCCAAAUAUUUUGUCACCCACAGUGCUAAAUGAAGCAGGCAGAAAUGGCAGUGAGUGUUUAACUAAAGUUGUAGUGAUGUAAUUGCUUUUUGGGAUUCAAGCAUACCGUGUCUGUGCCAUGAUACUGGUGGAACAUUUUGUAAAUAUGCAUGAGUAGUGUGUAUUGUCUUCAGUGGUGUCUGGAGUUUCAUGCAGAGCAACGUUAAGAACAGAAUUGCCAGCAUUGUCAAUGCAGUUUAAUCUGCAUUGUUAGAUUAAAUAUAGUAAAUUACCCAGAACAUUUGGGUAGCGAAAAUUCCAGUAAACAUUGAAGAUUAAAAAAAAAAAAAAAAAACGGAGAAAUAAAUGCAGCAUCUGGGAUACCUAGCGCACGGACACAAUGGUACUGUAAGGAGAGAAGUAUCUGUAGGGGGAAAAAAAAAGAAGAACUGAUCUAACUGGUUUAACUGGUUUAAUGUCACUUCAUAGUUUUUUUUCAUAAUUUUAUUCCAACUCUGUAGCUGCCAAUCAUGUUCAGAGUUAAAUUUAGGGUGGAGUUGAUGUGUUCUACCUUUUAAAGGACAAUAUUUUGUAAUGGGUGUCUCUCUACAUUUUUGUUACGAAUCUGAUCAAUUUUGUACUUCUCAAGCUCUAAUAGUAUAUGAUUCUUUAUAGCUUCAAGAGAACUAAAAAGCACAAAAUCAGUCCAGCAAGGAAGAAGGUUAAAAUUAUAUUUAAAAAUAAGGAGUAUGCAAAAUCUUUUACAGUCUAUCAAAGCUUUGUGACUUGGAAAGCAUCAAAUGUCUUUUUUUUCUUUUGUUUCCUGUGCUUAGAUUUAAUUACAGGCAGAAGAAGAAAACAUAUGUGUCACUUUAUGUACAUCUGCAACAGCAUUGUUAAUACAAAUAUGGCGUCUAAACAUUAGAUCAUUUAGUCUAAUAAACCAUCUUCUUUGUGGA
Molecule: messenger RNA, 5761 nt
Organism: Struthio camelus australis
Lineage: Eukaryota; Metazoa; Chordata; Aves; Struthioniformes; Struthionidae
Gene: RRP1B
Product: ribosomal RNA processing 1B
Biological process (GO): rRNA processing
Cellular component (GO): preribosome, small subunit precursor; nucleus
Source: RefSeq, a predicted model, not a curated record